Messenger RNA from Tachysurus vachellii, 1304 nucleotides. It is a transcript of the gene tifa, whose product is annotated as TRAF interacting protein with forkhead associated domain. Bases 192 to 767 code for a protein of 191 amino acids. Gene Ontology annotation, molecular function: protein binding. The record is from RefSeq and is a predicted model, not a curated record. Gene Ontology annotation, biological process: canonical NF-kappaB signal transduction. The transcript is spliced from 2 exons. Lineage: Eukaryota; Metazoa; Chordata; Actinopteri; Siluriformes; Bagridae.
AACCCUGGACUUUCCAUGUCACGUGGAGCAGUUUUUCAAUAGGAGAUGACGCAAUAGCCUUCUGUUCACUCCCGGGGUGCGUUCCAGACCGCCGUUAGUUUGCUGAGUUGAUGAGUGUUAGACAGACGCAGGAAGUGUUUUGGCGUGAAAAGAUAACUUUCUAAAGACUCUUUGAAAAGAUCCCCAGAACAAUGCAGUCUGUAUCACAAACCAUGCCGACAGAGGAAAACCUGACCUGUCUCCAUGUUCAGCUGUAUCACCCAGACCAGUCUGUGCAACCUCUCUACAGCCUUCUGCGUAUGAACCAACCGUACAAGAUCAAUGGCGAGGAUCCCAUUAGGAUUGGCCGUGAUGGACAGUCGUGCUCGUUUGUGCUGAAUGACACCCGUGUCUCCCGAAAACAGCUCUCCAUCCAGGCAUAUCGCAAGCCUGGUAGCAUAGAUCUACGCUUUACUGUGCAGAACAUGAGCCUGAAAGGCAAGAUCAUAGUAAACGGGCAUGAACUGGGCCACUUGGAGCGGGCUGAUCUGGAGGAAAAGGCAUUGCUGAGAUUUGGCAGAUAUGAAUUGCUGAUUUGGAAGGAGUCUGGUGAGGCCCAGGACAGUUUUGAAGUUUUGUUUGAAAAGCUGAAUGUUUCCCCUGCAAGGGAAAUGGGGAUAGAUCUGCCAUGCAGGAUUGCGGUGAUGGAUACAGGUGUAAGAAUCCAUCAAAAUGUAGAGCCUCUGAGUCCAGAGCCACUGGAAAGUGAUGAGAAUCUGUAUACUUAACCAAGAUAACAUAUUUUGAUAAACACGAGUUCACCAAGAGAUAUUCUGUGGUUAUUUUUAGUGAAAGGAUAAGGACGAGGCUGCUGAUUCCUCAUGUGACAUUUACUCAGUUUAUUAUAUGUGAAGACAGGCAUGAUUUUUAACUACAUGUUUUCAGAUUUCGUGUUUGUUCAGUCAUUCUUGCCUUGCUUAUUGUUUUUUUUAUUUUUUUUUUACUUUUUUGUUACUAAAGAACCUUUUGUACAUAGUUAAGAAAUAAUGGAACAAUAUUUUGAGUAGCAUUUCUGACGUUAUACCAGUUUAUUAGGUUUUUGCUAAAUGCCACUGAGCCAGAUGUUUAGCCUAUCUCUAUAUAUACGCUACUUAUAAUUGUCAUAAACUCUUAACAGCACAUUAUUAUUUAUCUAAAAUCAUUUAAAUAUAUGCUAUACUUUAUUAUCUGUCGUAUGUUUAUUUAAUAUGCACAUAUGUAGUGUUACAUGGGUAUGCUAGUAUAGGAUAGCAUGUCAUUUUAAAAAAAAUGUGAAAUAGCCUAAC